Olea europaea var. sylvestris is the source of this 1688-nucleotide messenger RNA. RefSeq names its product integrin-linked protein kinase 1-like. Gene Ontology annotation, biological process: protein phosphorylation. The transcript has 15 exons. The record is from RefSeq and is a predicted model, not a curated record. Gene Ontology annotation, molecular function: protein binding; ATP binding; protein kinase activity. NCBI's taxonomy places the organism in Eukaryota, Viridiplantae, Streptophyta, Magnoliopsida, Lamiales, Oleaceae. The coding region runs from base 1 to 1062 and encodes 353 amino acids.
AUGACUCUUCUGGAUUGUUCCUGCAUCCCACUAAAACUAUAUAAGACUAGAACACCCAGUGUUUGUGAAGUUGUCUCUGUGAAUCACAUUUCAGCUCAUUUUUCUCUUAUUCUCAUGGAAGCUGAAGGGCCUCACUCUCCAACCUCGAAGAUUGCAAAUGGACCAUGCAGUCUUAGAUCGUUGCAUGAUUGGAUUAUUCUGCUACUGGGUUCAUAUAUAAAGCAUUUUCGAUUUUGUAAGGUCCUCAUGGUCUUGCUUGUACCAAUGACAAUGAUUUUGAUUAGCUUAAUGAUGACCCUAAGCAGAGCUCACCCGUUUGUAAAUGCUCAGUUAACAGUGCAAUUUGCGUCAUCUCAAAAAAUUGAGUGGGAAGUUCCGUAUCGCCUCUUGUUUUCUUCAAGUAAGUGCGAUAAAGAUGGUGUUAUUCUGGAACUGGAGAAAGGAGUAGAGACGAAUCAGGCGGACUAUGAUAAGAGAACUGCGCUUCAUUUAGCAUCAUGUGAAGGAUGCACAGAGAUUGUUCACCUACUUCUUGAGAAAGGAGCCGAUGUGAACAUCAGGGAUCGAUGGGGUCGCACUCCUCUUUCUGAUGCUCGUAGCUUUGGCCAUGAAGACAUCUGUAAAAUUCUGGAGGCACAUGGUGGAAUUGACCCGGUGGGACUUGAAACUCCAGCUCCAUGUUGUGAAAUUCCCCACACUGAGGUAGACAUGAGGAAAGCAAUUCGUAUUGGAGAAGGUGCAUAUGGUGAAGUUUAUUUGGUUAAGUGGCGAGGUACAGAAGUUGCAGCAAAAACAAUUCGUUCUUCUGUUGCAUCUAAUCCGAUGGUGAGGGACAAGUUUCUACAAGAAAUGGGAUUGUGGCAAAGAUUGCGUCACCCUAAUAUAGUAGAGUACCUCGGUGUUUUAGAUUUAAAGCACUCUGACCGCAUAAUCUUCCUUGCAGAGUAUCUACAAAAUGGAAGCUUAUAUGAUAUAUUGAGGAAGAAAGGAAGACUUGAUCUGCUGACUGCAGUUUCUUACGCUUUAGAUAUAGCAAGGUAUGAAUUAUCUUCAUCAGCAUAAACCUCAUCCAAUAAUCCACCGAGAUUUGACACCUAGAAAUAUUUUGCAAGACGGAGCAGGGCGCCUUAAGGUCACAGAUUUUGGACUAAGCAAAAUUGUACAGGGAAAAGAUGCUCUUGGUUAUAAAAUGACUGGUGGAACAGGAUCAUAUCGCUACAUGGCUCCUGAAGUCUACUGUCGAGAAUCGUAUGGGAAGAGCGUUGAUGUCUUCUCAUUUGCUAUGGUUGUCCAUGAGAUGUUCCAAGGGGGGCCGUCGAACAGGGGAGAAAAUCCAGAGAUAUUGGCAGACAGACGAGCAUAUGAAGAUUCACGACCACCUCUCUCCUCAAUUCUGUACCCUGAACCCAUCAACAAGCUUCUUAAAGAAUGCUGGCACAAGAAUCCGGAUCGCAGGCCUUCAUUCGGAGAAAUAAUUAUGCAGCUGGAGGUUAUUCUAGAGAACUUGCAACAAAGAAGACUUCUAACCUGCAAUAGCUGUAUAAUUAUAUGAAAUUACAGCAGACUGGAACUCUGCUAAUAUGUGUCAUCUCUCUGUUGUUUCACAUUUACCAUUUAGUUUUGCUUGUACUCGUUUUUAUGUACCAAUGAUCGUCAACAUAAGCAAGACACUAUGUUUUCUAUGUUCC